This is a messenger RNA of Drosophila serrata, 2178 nucleotides long. RefSeq names its product T-box protein H15 (gene H15). Gene Ontology annotation, molecular function: DNA-binding transcription factor activity, RNA polymerase II-specific; RNA polymerase II cis-regulatory region sequence-specific DNA binding. NCBI's taxonomy places the organism in Eukaryota, Metazoa, Arthropoda, Insecta, Diptera, Drosophilidae. Gene Ontology annotation, biological process: positive regulation of DNA-templated transcription; heart development; cell fate specification. Gene Ontology annotation, cellular component: nucleus; chromatin. The record is from RefSeq and is a predicted model, not a curated record.
GGGAGAAAAUACAAACAAGUAUCGGCUGCAAAAUGCUUUUGAGCAAUCAACCGGCAAACACGAAACCCCAACAGCAAACGCAGCCUUCGUCGCCGUCGCAGAACUUCAAGUCGAAGCUUCAGCAACAAAUUGCGAGCAUUGCCAACGGGGGCAGCUCUCAUCAUCAUCAUCAUCAGCAUCAUCAGAACCACCACCAGCAUCAUAAUCAUCACCAUCAUCCGCUGGACAAUCAUAAUCAUCAUCAUCAUCAGGCGCAGCAUCAGCACAACAUUUCCUUCGCCACGGAUUUCUCAAUUGCCGCGAUUAUGGCGCGCGGCGGAAACGCCCCAAGCAGCCGGGAACCUUCAGAGCGAAGUCUGAGUCCCGCAUCAUUGGAGCGUUAUUCCGGCCAGGAUGCGGACGAUGAUGUGGAUGUUGACGUUGAUGUGGUCGACUGUAGUGACACGGAAACGCCGACGGCAACAUCAGCAGCGGCAGCAGCAACUGCAACGGCAGCGGCGGCUGCAGCAGCUGCAGCAGCAUUGCAGGCGCAGCAGCAAGCGCGUCAGGCGUUGCGUGUUGCACAGCAACAACAUCAGCAGCAGCAGCAGCAGCAGCAGCAGCAACAAAGGCAACAGACACAUCACCAGGCAACAGCAAACAAGCAACAACGCCAACAUCACAAUCAUCACAACAGCAGCAGCAGCAGCAACAACAGCAGCAACAACAACAGCAACAACUCGAGCAGCAACAAUAACAAGUCAAGCGGACAUCGAGGGCGUUCAGUUGGUGCAGUUGGAGGCACUGCCACGCCCUCGCCGCCACCGCCACCGCCCUCACAGAGUCCCGAGGAAAACGAACGCCUGUCGCCAGAGGAAUCGCCAGCGCAGCAGCCCACGCCCAAGAUAGUGGGCUCUUGCAACUGCGACGAUCUCACGCCCGUUCAGUGCCACCUGGAGACCAAGGAGCUGUGGGAUAAGUUCCAUGAAUUGGGCACUGAAAUGAUCAUUACCAAAUCGGGCAGACGCAUGUUUCCCACCGUUCGUGUUAGUUUUUCGGGUCCUUUGAGGCAGAUUCAACCGCCGGAUCGGUAUGCCGUCCUCCUGGAUAUUGUGCCACUGGAUUCGCGACGUUACCGCUAUGCCUACCAUCGGAGCUCAUGGCUGGUGGCCGGAAAAGCGGAUCCACCGCCUCCUGCCCGGAUCUCCCAUCCGGAUAGUCCCAUCAGUCCGGAGGCAUUGCGAAAACAGGUCGUGUCCUUCGAGAAGGUGAAGUUGACAAACAACGAGAUGGACAAGAGCGGACAGGUCGUGUUGAACUCAAUGCAUCGCUACCAGCCCAGGAUCCACUUGGUGAGGCUCAGCCAUGGCCAGAGCAUACCCGGCAAUCCCAAGGAGCUGCAGGAUAUGGACCAUAAAACCUUCGUUUUCCCGGAGACCGUAUUCACGGCCGUGACGGCCUAUCAGAAUCAAUUGAUUACGAAACUGAAAAUCGAUUCGAAUCCGUUUGCAAAGGGAUUUCGCGAUUCGUCGCGUCUCACCGACUUUGAUAGAGAUCCCAUGGAUGCCUUCUUUUUCGACCAGCAUAUGCGAGCAGCUCCUCUGCGCUUUUUCCCUGAUCCUUUGAUGGCCCAACUGACGCCCCAAGAGGCAGAUGCCGCCUCCUUGGCACUCCUGGAGAAGGCUCGCCAGCACUUGCAAAUGUUCGGACGAUCCCCAUACACGGAAAUGUUGCUGCCGCAUUUGUAUCAGCGAUCGGCGGCGCCACCGCCACCACCACCUGCUCCCCACCUAAGCGCCUUUCAGCUGGGAAUGUGGCAGCAACAGUGGCCACAGUUAACGGCUGGGUUUUUGGCCAGUGCCAAUCAACAGGCAGCCUUGGCCUUGGCGGCGGCGGGUCAGGCCAAUAGGACACCACCACCGCCACCAACGGCAGUGGCACCACCGGCACCUGCCACGCCCACAUCCUCGUGCGGUUCGGCAUCACCGGAUCUAAGGAUUAGGCCCCAGUUGGGACACUAUCCCCAACGUUUCAGUCCUUAUCAGGUGCCGCAACAUCAGGCCUCACCACCAACCUCGAAUCGGGCAGAGAGUCCUUAGGAAACAACACAAUAAUAACUAAACCACCCAAGAGAAAUAACAUAAAAUCCCUAUUGAGCCCCACCCCAAGGAUAUGGCGAUGUGGUCCUUGAAUUUAUGA